CCGAAUCAAAAUGAAAUCAAAGGCUAAGGAAUUACGAAGAAGUCCAGGAAGGAAAAAUCUUCCUACAAAGAAAAGCUACAAACCUCAGAAAAAUUCCGAAAAUUUCAAAAUGAAAGAGGAUUAUUUGGAUGAAUACAAAACUCAAGACCCAGAGAUGAAGAAAGAAGUUGUGGAAAUGAGCUUUGAGAGCGAAUAUGGCAAAUCUAUCCCAAUCAGCAGUGAAAGUUCUGCUAAGAAAAUCUCUGAAAUGCCAGAAGGAGACAUCGGAGUGAUUGAUUAUGAAAAGCUUAUCAAGUCUUUAUGAAUUAGCCAAGCAAAGCUAAAAAGAAUCUUUAAUUUUCAUAUCAAAAGUACGCAUAAUAAAAUAGAAUUUUCUGAGUUCUUAAAGUUCUGAAAAAGCACUCAAAUCUUCCCUAAUUUUAUUUCAAUAAUGUACCUCAAGAAGCUUGUUCAAGAGAUUAUGGAUGAAUCGAAUGGUAAAUAAGGCGAAGAGGUCCCCUAGAACGAUAGAAAGAUCUGUGAGCAACAGCACGUUGUUAACCUUCAAGGAUUUCAACAAAUCAAUUAAAUAAAAUGGCUCUUUUUACAGUAGAUUCCUCUGCAGAGGAGGUCGCUGGAGAUAAGAUAAAAGGAUUCAUAAAGCACAUCAAUGUUAACUGACAGUAUAACUACAAUGUCAAUAACCUUAUCUCUGAAACUCCUCAGACACCUGUAAGAUGAGAGACUCCUUCCAAGUCAGAAACUUCUCUCAAGAAAAGGACGCCUCAAAGCUUCACUUCAAGCACAUGAGGGCAACGUGAAGAUGAACAUCUGGCUAAAACAGAGGAAGCUUCCUCUAGAGAUGACUUUAAUGAGAAGACAAGUGAUUCCAAUAUGAUAGAUGAAAAUAUAAACAAAGCCUUAGAAGCCCUCAAGAAUCCAAGACCGAGUUGUCCUCAAUCCAGUGAGAAGCAAUCAAAUGCUGAUUCAUCAAAGAAGAAAGAUUUUGAAGACAUUUCUAUUUCCAAUCUUGACCAAAGUGCUUUUAGAAAACAAGCCAGUAAUGAUCUAUAUAUUGAAAAUCCAACAAAAGAGAAUCCAUUUUGAAGAUAUAAAUCAACAUCUAGGAGCAAGAGAAACAAUUCAGGGAGUCCACAUAGAGUCAAAGAGAAGGAAGAACUUGAGGAGUUCCUUGCAUUUGAGGAAUCAUGUCAGAAACCAAGUAUGCUGAAUUCUCAAAAGAUCUCUCAAAACCCUCCUCCAGAGCCUCAAUAUACCAAAAAUCAGAUAUAUAGUAACAACUAUACAACUCCUGGAACUGAAAUUCCUAAUUUUGACCACCAAGGGCUACCAGAUAAUAAGCAAUUUGAUGACGUUUUCCCUCUUAAAUCUGCAUCAGAGCUCGAAAACCCUAUCAUAGAAAAUGCGGAUAAAAUCCCCGAUCCAGACUGUAUAGAGCAAGAAUUAGCAGAGGAUUAUGACAAAAAGCUGCAAGAGAUUCAAGAAAAAUACAAGAAAGCACUCAACAUCGGAUCUGCCCAAGAAUCCAUUGGAAAGAAGGGGGAUAAAACCAAGAAAGAGAUAUUCUCAGCAGAGGAAUUUAAAAAGAUGAAAACACUUGUCUCAAAAAGAGAGAAAUCAGCCAAGCCAGUCACUAAAAAGAGAAAUGAUACUCUCAAGCCGAGACUUAAGCCAAAGGAAAAAUCAACUUCAAGAGUUAAACUGACUAAAACUUUUGAAUCAAAAAGUUCGAAAAAGACUCCCAAAUCUACUGUUUCUAAGAACAAGAAGACUAAUAGAAGCAGGAGUAUUCACAGGAAUAAAGAUCUUGUGCCAAAACCUAAAGAAAAGAAGGGGCCAAGAAAGGAGCUGUCUAAACCAAGGGACACCAAAGGAUCUAAGACUGAGCACCCCGGUCUUGAUAAUAUCAAGAAUUCGAUUCUAAAGAUUAAAGAAAAAGCCUUCAGUACUAGUAAAGAAGACAAGCUAUCCAAAGAUGACAAGAUUUUGAAGACACUUGAUGCAGAAAUGAGGGCAUAUGUCUCCAUCUCUUCUAUUGAUCUAUGAAAUGCUAAGGAGAAGAAGGAAGAAGAAUCAAUAAUAAUGAAAGAUUUUGAAAAUAUUCCGAAGGAAAUACCGACAUUCUCUCUUCACCAAGAGGAUAGUAAGGAAGGUGCGGAUGAGCCUGAUACUUCGAAUCUGACAAAUAAGGAGCCUGAAUCAUAUCAUCCUUCAGAGAGCAAGUAUUUACCUAAGCAUGCUAGUUCCUUGGUCUCUACAACUUUUGAUAAAUUAAGGUAUAAUGAAGAAAAGACUGAUUUCCAAAAUGAUUUCUCAAAAGACUCAAAUUUUGACCUUCUUGUCCAAGAGAAGCCCUUAAAGUCUCUAAAUGUAAGUAAGACUAUUGAAGCUUCAUCCAAGACAUUAUCCGCACCACUAGAAACAGAUCUCGGACGUAAAUAGAACAGUGAGAUUCGAAGAAACAGAUCACAUUCGUCAAAAAUAGCAGUCUUAACCCUUACAGCAAAGGACAAAUUAUUCAUGAAGAAGAAAAGUAUACCAAUAGUGCAUCUAAAGUGCUCCAACCAAGUGAGCAUAUCGUUAAAGCUCCACAAUGGCAGAUAGAGCCAAGUGAUUGCUCAGAAAAAGCUAUCAACAUGAAGCAAGAAGUAUACAACCCAAAAUCUGAGGUUGGUUUACUUGAAAAGAUUCAGAAACCUCACAUUGAUUACAAUAAUGAAAGCAUUAGUUCAAAUUUUCCUUCUAUUACUAAUCUGAGAGCAAAUGUAUCAAAACAUCAAGAGAAGGUAGGCGCUGAGAGUGGUUAUAAAGUUGGAGUCCAAAACUAUAUUGAGUCCAGAGAGACUCCUGAGAAAAGAAUUGCCCUCAAAUUAACCUUUAAAAACCUAGAAAGAAUGGUACAGCUGAGGCAUAGAGAACACCUUCAUGAAGGAUUUAAGAAGAUCAAAGAUAUGAACAACCUGUGCAGAGAAUAUAGGUCACAGAUGCUUUUGUCUCUCACUAAAUUGUUCAGUGUGAUUAAGCAUAAACAAACCAUACACAAGUCCCAGGCGUUGAAUAUCUUAGCAACAAAGGCUAAAAUGGAAGCAAUGGCUGACUCUCUUGCAUCAGAUGCGACCAACUCUCUCAAAGGUCUCCUUAUGGAUAGAAUGAAGCAUAUGAUGUAAUGGAAUAUUUCAAUUA
Messenger RNA from Moneuplotes crassus, 3183 nucleotides. The record is from the annotation of a GenBank genome assembly. Lineage: Eukaryota; Ciliophora; Spirotrichea; Euplotida; Euplotidae.